This is a messenger RNA of Procambarus clarkii (red swamp crayfish), 1677 nucleotides long. NCBI's taxonomy places the organism in Eukaryota, Metazoa, Arthropoda, Malacostraca, Decapoda, Cambaridae. The record is from RefSeq and is a predicted model, not a curated record.
AUGAGUGAACACUUGUUUGAACAGGUACUGGGCAUCGGAGAUUAUCUUCAGGAUGUUUUCGAAGUAAAUGUUCCACAGGAGUGGUACAGUACCCUGGGGUACACAUACCACUAUGGUGUGUUCCACAGGAGUGCAACACCCAGGACGUUGACACAUGCUCCAGCAACACCCAGGACUGUGACACAUGCUCCAGCAACACCCAGGACUGUGACACAUGCUCCAGCAACACCCAGGACUGUGACACAUGCUCCAGCAACACCCAGGACUGUGACACAUGCUCUAGCAUCACCCAGGACUGUAACACAUGAUCCAGCAACACCCAGGACUGUGACACAUGCUCCAGUAACACCCAGGACUGUAACACAUGCUCCAGCAACACCCAGGACUGUAACACAUGCUCCAGCAACACCCAGGACGUUGACACAUGCUCCAGCAACACCCAGGACUGUAACACAUGCUCCAGCAACACCCAGGACGUUGACACAUGCUCCAGCAUCACCCAGGACUGUGACACAUGCUCCAGCAACACCCAUUACUGUAACACAUGCUCCAGCAACACCCAGGACUGUAACACAUGCUCCAGCAACACCCAGGACUGUGACACAUGCUCCAGCAACACCCAGGACUGUAACACAUGCUCCAGCAACACCCUGGACUGUAACACAUGCUCCAGCAACACCCAGGACUGUAACACAUGCUCCAGCAACACCCAGGACUGCGACACAUGCUCCAGCAACACCCAGGACUGCGACACAUGCUCCAGCAACACCCAGGACUGUAACACAUGCUCCAGAAACACCCAGGACUGUGUCACAUGCUCCAGCAACACCCAGGACUGUGACACAUGCUCCAGCAACACCCAGGACUUUAACACAUGCUCCAGCAACACCCAGGACUGUGACACAUGCUCUAGCAUCACCCUGGACUGUGACACAUGCUCCAGCAUCACCCAGGACUGUGACACAUGCUCCAGCAACACUCAGGACUGUGACACAUGCUCCAGCAACACCCUGGACUGUGACACAUGCUCCAGCAACACCCAAUAUUCUAACACAUGCUCCAGCAACACCCAGGACUGUGACACAUGCUCCAGCAACACCCAGGACUGUAACACAUGCUCCAGCAACACCCAGGACUGUAACACAUGCUCCAGCAACACCCAAGACUGUAACACAUGCUCCAGCAACACCCUGGACUGUAACACAUGCUCCAGCAACACCCAGGACUGUAACACAUGCUCCAGCAACACCCAAGACUGUAACACAUGCUCCAGCAACACCCUGGACUGUGACACAUGCUCCAGCAACACCCAGGACUGUAACACAUGCUCCAGCAACACCCAGGACUGUAACACAUGCUCCAGCAACACCCAGGACUGUGACACAUGCUCUGGCAUCACCCUGGACGGUGACACAUGCUCCAGCAUCACCCAGGACUGUGACACAUGCUCCAGCAACACCCAGGACUGUGACACAUGCUCCAGCAACACCCAGGACUGUGACACAUGCUCCAGCAACACCCAGGACUGUGACACAUGCUCCAGCAACACCCAGGACUGUGACACAUGCUCCAGCAACACCCAGGACUGUGACACAUGCUCCAGCAACACCCAGGACUGUAACAUAUGCUCCAGCAACACCCAGGACUGUAACACAUGUAUCCUCUUCACAGAAAUGA